This is a messenger RNA of Oppiella nova, 1178 nucleotides long. Lineage: Eukaryota; Metazoa; Arthropoda; Arachnida; Sarcoptiformes; Oppiidae. The record is from the annotation of a GenBank genome assembly.
GUUUGCCUCAAAGCCUCGGCAUCGCAACCGAAAAAUAGUUUUCUCACUCCCUUUCCACUCAGUCUCUCAUUUCAUUGCAAAACAACAUCACAAUCGACAACAACCUCUCAUAGUCUCACUCACUAUUCAAAUGAGUUUUAAUUAGAGAGAGGUUUUCAAAACUUCUCUUAUCAUUAAAUUUCAGUGUUUUAAUUGAGUGUAAAAACACAAUCCGUUUUUGACUCAUAGUUAAUCAUUUUAUGCAAUUAAUUGUGAAGUUUUAUGAAAUAAAAAUAGAUAUCAAAUAGUUGUUUGAAGUUUAUUUGAUCGACUCUUGCGAUUAUAAAUCCGUAGACAUAAUGACAGAAAUAGCGCCCAAAAAAUCCAUUUCUAUAAAGAAGAGCAACAAAAAAGUGAAAAAAGUGACGAUCGAUGAGAGCAUCACUAGUUUCGACGACGGGAGGGGAGGAAAAGUGACCGUAACUCAGGUCAAGAGCUAUGGGCCCGAAGACGGACCCAUUAUUACGGAGAUUAAUGACAUGAACGGCGAUAUCGAUAAUGAGUUAAUAUUUUCUGGAGAGUACACGAAAGCCAUGUCCAAAGACUGGCAUUCGGGGCACUUCUGUUGCUGGCAAUGCGACGCAUCGCUGACUGGCUUACGCUAUCGAAUUCGCGAUUCAGUGAUAACUCAGAGAAACAUUACUAUUGAGCAGUACUUCUCGAAGCUACCGGAGCAUAAAGUGCCGCGACUGGGGACGCCGGGUGAGAAAUAUCGGGACAGGCAGUUGAUCGUACAGCUGCCCAAACAGGACUUAGCGCUGGCUUAUUGUAAAUUCAUAGAACCAGACAAUUGGAAACUCUUUGAAGAGUUUGUCAAUACUAGGAAUGAAUGCGCGCUCGACAUCGGAUACAUCAAGAUUUGUGUCGACAAAACGACCGAGUGUAAAAAUUGUAAGAAAGCCAUCGGAGCGCAAGAUAUCGGUGUUAUAGCGCCCAAGUUUGGCGAACAGGCCUUUUUUCACCCGAACUGCUUUGUGUGUAAUGUCUGCGAUGAGCUGUUGGUUGACUUGACCUACUGUGCUAAAGAUGGUAAACUCUGGUGCGAAAGACAUUACGCCGAGACAAUCAAACCCCGAUGUAGUGCCUGUGACGAGACUUCGUUGCGCGCAGUCACACCCUAUACAACCCUCACGACAUAA